Salvelinus sp. IW2-2015 is the source of this 2923-nucleotide messenger RNA. Its product is annotated as chondroitin sulfate glucuronyltransferase-like. Gene Ontology annotation, molecular function: glucuronosyl-N-acetylgalactosaminyl-proteoglycan 4-beta-N-acetylgalactosaminyltransferase activity. Gene Ontology annotation, cellular component: Golgi cisterna membrane. The record is from RefSeq and is a predicted model, not a curated record. NCBI's taxonomy places the organism in Eukaryota, Metazoa, Chordata, Actinopteri, Salmoniformes, Salmonidae.
UCAGAGCCCAGCCUCAUGUACCGCCUGCACAAACGCUUCAGCCAGAUCGAACUGGACUGGACCUACCUACAGAUACAGCAGCUGCAGGUCCAGAUCAACAACCUGAGUGAGCUGACCCCAGAGGGGAAGGCGGGGGCCACCUGGCCCAUCGGGGUCAACCCCCCUUUCAAGCCCAAAACGCGUUUCGAGGUCAUCAACUGGGAGUACUUCACAGAGGAGCACAUUUACUCGUGCCCCGACAGCUCCCCCAAGUGUGAGCUGCGUGGCGCAGACCGGGCCGACGUGAGCGCCGUGCUGGAGACGGCCGUGGAGCGCCUCAACGAGCGCUACCAGCCCCAGCUGCGCUUCAGGAAACGGCAUCUGCUCAACGGCUACCGGCGCUUCGACCCCACCCGGGGCAUGGAGUACGUGCUGGACCUGGCCCUGGAGGCUUUCACCCAGAAGGGUCACAACCAGGUCAUCGCCAAGCGGGUCAGCCUGCUCCGCCCUCUCAGCACCAUCGAGAUCAUCCCCAUGCCCUACGUGACGGAGGCCACCCGGGUGCAGGUUAUCCUGCCAGUCACGGCCCACGAGCAGGACUAUGUGAGCAACUUCCUGGACAUGUACGUGAUGAACACUCUGGACACGCAUGACAACGUCCUGCUCACCUUCCUGUUCGUCUAUGACCCCUUCGACGCCCAACGGAUCAGUCAGGCCGACGUGUUCGCCGGCAUCAAGGCCAUGAUUGGCGAGGUGGAGAAACGCUACGGCGACGUGAAGAUCCCCUGGAUCAGCGUCAAGACGGAGGUGCCGUCGCAGGUCAAGCUGAUGGACAUCAUCUCCAAGAAGCACCCGGUGGAUACGCUCUUCUUCCUGGCCUCGGUGUGGACCGAGGUCAACGCCGACUUCCUCAAUCGCUGCCGCAUGAACGCUAUCAGCAACUGGCAGGUGUUCUUCCCCAUCCACUUCCAGGAAUUCAGCCCGGCCAUCGUGUACCGCGACCAGCAGCCCUCAGCCGCCUCCUCCUUCACCGCCGAGGCACUGCGCGAUGGACGCUUCGACCGCCACGUCUUCGAGGAGGCCUGCUUCUACAACGCCGACUAUAUGGCGGCGCGCACCAAGAUGGCCGCCGACAUCCUGGAUAACGAUGAGCUGCUGGAGAGCAUGGACGUGUACGAGAUCUUUGUGCGCUACUCGGGCUUGCACGUGUUCCGGGCGGUGGAGCCAGCGCUAGUGCAGAAGUAUGUGCGGCGGGCGUGCAACCCGCGCCUCAGCGAGGACAUCUACCACCGCUGUGUGCUCAGUAACCUGGAGGGCCUGGCCUCGCGAUCCCACCUGGCCAUGGCCCUGUUUGAGCAGGAACAGGCCAACAGCACCUAGGUGGUCUAGUGGGGCUCUUCCACUGCAGCACUGGUGUCACGCCAGACUUUUCUGGACCAGGCCUCAGAAGGCAACAUCUAUGGGCCUAACACUGGUGCAGUGCCUGACAGUGGAAAUGCACCAUACUGUAGGUCUACCAUCUAAUGACAUUAUGAACGUCAACCACACUGCCUCGACUUUUAGACAAGGCAUGUUAUGGGAUGCUUAAUCUUCAGACGGAUCCCUAAGGACCCAUGUGCAAUCUUAGGCCUGCGAAGACUGAGGAGCAAUGUUACAACGUGUAUUCCUGCUAACUGUGUGUGCAGGCGGACAGAACUCUGUGCUUUCACACCAAUGGUAGCCCAAGGGGAGGCUCUAUUGGGAGGUGAUGAAUGAACAAUGAACAGCAUUGAUGUCUAUUUAGGGCUGGGCAGUAUACCGUAUUUUACUAUGUACUGUUAUUGAUGCACGGACCAGUUUGUGUUUAUACUUUAUCUUCUAUAACGGUAUUUGUGAUACGUCACUCUGGCUCGUGUAAUGUCAGUUUUUAUAGUUUACUCCAUUUGCUACUUGAGUUGUCUCUCUCCUCCUGCAUGCCACUUCCCCAUGUGCUUCCCUGCCAAUCCCUGCCCCCGUCACUGUUGGUUGUCAAUGCCGUGCCGUUCACUUUGUCUGCAUGGUCAGAUGUAACCAGAUGUUAGUGAUUUCCACUUUGCUUCUUAAUAUAAUUCCACAAAAGUUCUAUAAUUACAUUAUUUAAUGUAUAUUACAGUCUGCAAACUAGUAAUUUGUCUUUUGAGAGACGCUAAAUAGUGUUUGGGCUAAUUGCUAGUUAGCUAACUAGCAAGCUAGCUAAAUGUACACAGAGAAAACGUAGCUAGCUAAUAAAACUUGAUACCAGUACUGGUGUAGGCCUAGUUCAGCAUGUUGUUUGUGCAAAAGUAUCUUCUAAAUCAGAGAUGGAGAAGCAUGAAUAUGUUAGCUAGUGCUAGAUAACUACAUGAAGUAAGAGAAAACAUGUAAUGUAACAUUAGGGUCCACUGGGAAACACUGACCAACACUUUGGUUCCUACCAUGUCACAAUAAUUCCUCCCUGGCUUUUUCAUUCAUUGUCAUGUCAAACAACAAUGUAUUCAAAGUACUGUCCACUAUAUUCCAACAAUAGCAUUAGAAUAAUCAUUCUAUUUCCAUGAUUCCAACAGUUCACCAAUUAAUUAGGACUAUAUUUUUUGCCCAUAUCAUGCAGCCCCACGUGGCACAGAGUGUAAAUGAUAACAAAUGAGUGCAGGAAAUGCAGAAAUAUCGUGAUAAGAUAUUUUGGUCAUUUCGCCCAGCCCUAUGUCGGAUGUUUACAAUGUUUUGUUUUGCCUUGAGAAAAUCGCCAUGAGCUAUAUGUCUUCCUUCAUGACUGUGCUGAUUUAUGAUGCUAAAACUGGAAUUAAAGAGAAUUAAGUGUCUUAUGUGUCUUUCAAUUUACACUUAGUUUGCUCAGUAUGUCGAACCUGUAGAGAGUGUGGUUUGAUUCAUUCCCUCGACAUAUGGUCUGUUUUUUAUUUUUCUACGGUUAUUAAAGGCAGAUGUCGCA